CUCUCCUUGCUCAUCAAGAAAUGCUUAUUCCUCCAACUGCUUAAGCCUAUAUAUAGCCAUUUGAAUUCUGAAUCACCAUCAAAGUGACUUCUUCUUCUUCUUCUUCUUCUUUAGGAAAAUGGAGAAAUCACAGCUGGUGUUAGUCCCCUGGGCUGGCAUGGGCCAUAUUGUACCCGCAGUAGAGCUAUCAAAGAUUCUUCUUACUCGCGAUCACCGACUCUCCAUCACCGUCUUUAUCCUCAAUCCCUCUUUCAUCAACUCAAAGCCGAUCGAUAACUACAUUGAAUCGCUUCAAUCUUCUUCUAAUCGUGUCCGAUUUAUUGUUCUCCCCAGAUAUGAGACCGAAUCGUUUAAUUUCACUUCUUUCUUUGAGAUACAGAAAUCCCAUGUUAAAGAAGCUGUGUUGAAGAUCACUCACUCCGAAUCGGCCGCCGACUCACCUCCACCUCGACUAGCAGGUUUUAUUAUAGAUAUGUUUUGCUCGCCGAUGAUGGAUGUGGCCAAUGAUUUUAACGUUCCGUCUUACAGUUUCUAUACUACAAGUGCAGCUUUCAUCGGUUUAAUGCUUUAUGUCCAGAAGAUUCAUGAUCAAGAUGAAGAGAAAUUUGACCCCACUGAGUUAAUUAACUCGAAUACUGAGUUGCCGAUAUCGAGUUUUAAAAACUCAUUUCCUGCUAAGCUUAUGCCUUCAUUGAUUUUAAGCAAAGAGUGGCUUCCGCCUUUCAUUGAGAACGCAAGAAGGUACGGGGAAGCCAAGGGUAUUUUGGUAAAUACAUUUUCGGAACUCGAAUCCUAUGCGAUUGAGUCUUUGAAAACCCCUCCCGUAUAUCCUGUAGGACCCAUUUUGGAUGUGGAGUCAGCCGGAAGCAAAGGGGAUGAUGAAAUCCUGAAAUGGCUUGAUGAUCAGCACCCAUCAUCGGUAGUGUUCUUGUGUUUUGGGAGCAUGGGAAGUUUCAGUGAGGAUCAAGUGAAAGAAAUUGCAUAUGCACUAGAGCACAGUGGACAUCGAUUCCUGUGGGUCCUGCGACGGCCACCACCUCCGGGUCAACUAGCAUCUCCAACCGAUUAUGAGGAUCCACGAGAUAUUUUACCUGAAGGAUUCUUAGAUCGAACGGCUGGGAUUGGAAAGGUGACAGGAUGGGCUCCACAAAUGGCUGUCCUGGCCCACCGAGCCGUAGGAGGUUUCGUGUCGCACUGUGGGUGGAACUCCAUACUUGAGAGCAUAUGGUUUGGUGUUCCGAUUGCCACGUGGCCAAUUUAUUCAGAGCAACAUCUUAAUGCUUUUGAAAUGGUAAUAGAGUUGGGAUUAGCCGUGGAUAUUAAAAUGGAUUAUAAUACACAGAAUGGCAUAAUAGUAAAUUCGAAUGAGAUAGAGAGGGGGAUUAGGUGUUUGAUGGAGCAUGAUAGUGAUAAAAGGAAGAAGGUUAAGGAGAUGAGCGAGAAAAGCAGAAAGGCCUUAAUGGACGGUGGAUCUUCGUACUUAUGGUUAGAUCGUUUCAUAAAAGAUAUUGGACAAUUUUAAAUCUUCCUUUAAUUUCUAGGCUAGAUAUUUAGACAUUUGAAUUUCUUUACUGAUUAUGUAAUCUACUCAUUUGGGACAAUGUAAUGACUUGUAUUAUUGGAAUUAAAUAAUUUUAA
Messenger RNA from Manihot esculenta (cassava), 1638 nucleotides. Its product is annotated as anthocyanidin 3-O-glucosyltransferase 2-like. NCBI's taxonomy places the organism in Eukaryota, Viridiplantae, Streptophyta, Magnoliopsida, Malpighiales, Euphorbiaceae. The record is from RefSeq and is a predicted model, not a curated record. Bases 119 to 1522 code for a protein of 467 amino acids. The transcript has a single exon. Gene Ontology annotation, molecular function: UDP-glycosyltransferase activity.